Molecule: messenger RNA, 3027 nt
Organism: Andrographis paniculata
Lineage: Eukaryota; Viridiplantae; Streptophyta; Magnoliopsida; Lamiales; Acanthaceae
Product: E3 ubiquitin-protein ligase MBR2-like
Exons: 6
Coding region: 516-2666 (716 amino acids)
Molecular function (GO): ubiquitin protein ligase activity
Source: RefSeq, a predicted model, not a curated record
GGAGACGACGUUGGACUCCACGCGACCCUGCAUUCGGUCUUUCUCUCUCAUCCUUAAUUAAAUCUUUGUGUGCAGUGAGUCAGUACGGAUCCUUUUGCUGUAUCUCCUGCUACAGGGCCGGGCUUGCUUCGCUGGGCUGCCCGCAUUUUAACCCCAUCUCUCUCUUCUCAAAAUUAUCAAAAUCGAUUUUCCAUGUGAAUUGCGAAACCGUUCUCUACCCACACCACACACCCUUUCGUUAAUCCCGUCUCCGUCAAGGGUCUUUCUCCUUGAUUUUUUCCCAUUCAAUUCUCGUUUCGUUUUGGUUUCAUUUUAGUUCGUUCUUGGGAACCAACGCCUCGCCUCUUUUUUUCUUUCGAUUCCAGUGUUAAGAUACGAUUCAAAUCCUUCAAUCACCGACCGACCGAACCGCGCGCACAAACGAUCUUGUUUGUCGAUCGCCUGCCAGAUGUACUGAAACUCAUCGGGUGUUGGGCGCGAAACUGUUUCCUUUUCUGCUUAACUGCCAGCAUUAAAUGGUGGAGAUGCAACAGGAAAGGGGUUCCUUUGAUUCCUUUAAUGAACCUAUGGACUUGAACCAAGGUUCCCUUCCUAGCAAUACAUCAACCAUGGAUCAGUCGUUCUCGUGGGAAAAAAGCAUGUCGAAUCCGAUGGGAAACCAUUUACCAAGUUUGGUGCUUGCGCACGCCUCCGAUUGGAAAUCCAAAUCCCCAGCUACUAAUAAUUGCAGCCAGGGUUUUAAUGUUUGGAAUUGCGGCGAAUCCAGUUCUGGUUCCAUGAAUGUGCAAGAUAAAGGAAUUGCUGACGAUUGGAAUACGAGAAUAGGUUGGCCAGCAAUGCCUUUCGAUUCUCGUCCUGCCUCCAAUGGAAGGCCGGAGAAUUGGUCCCAUGAACCAUCCAAUAUGAGCUCCACAAGCUACUCUCGAAGUGGGAUGUUACUUGGCACACAUAAUUGCAGCUCGAACUUCGGUUCCCCAAAGGCAAGUUCAAAUGACAGGCUUGUAAUGGCAUACAAUCCUUACAAUAGUCUAGAAUCCCGUCUAUCACAUAGCAUCUGCAAGCCCGAAGAAACAAAGCCGUUCCCACCAUUAAACACCUCUUCUAGUAAUAUGGGAGCUUCUGCAGGUGGAUUUGUGUUUCCUGAAGCCUAUGGUGCUUCAGGUCCGUCUUUUGGUAUGUGGGGUUUGGCUUGUAAGAGAGAGGCUCAUGAAGGAACUACUGGACAACAUUACCCUGGUGGGGGGAGUUCGAGCUCCAGCCAACUAAAGGAAAAGAAUGUAAUGACACAUCCAGUUCCGGAUUAUUACAAUGGUGGUCAAGGGUCUUUAAAUGUACCGUCCAGCCGGCUGAGCGUGACUCCAAUUAAUCAUCCGCAAGGGCCUAAUUUUAACGGCAGGAUGGGUAUGAGUAGAAUAUCCCCUGGACAAUUUUCUUCGAGCAUUUCUGGAGUAUCUGAAAACUCAGGUCGAAAUUUCUAUACAAGAUUUGAUCACAGACAGAAUGGGCCGGCUCCAUAUGAUCUUUCUGGAAAUGCUUCUACAAGGAAUUUCGGUGUUUUCGUCGCCCCAAUGUCGCCGCCUGCCCCAAAUACUGAUUAUUCGAAGAUGAGAUUGGAUCAGAACAACAUGAACCACCAGGUUUUUAUGCGUGUUGAUGAAGCUAGAGGAGUGCGUUCAUACCCUUUGGAUGGAUCUUGUGGUUCACGAGGUGACAAUUCAUCGAGUUCAUUUGCAGUUUCUCGAGAAAGAGGCUCGGGAGCUCACCAGGAGCAAAAUGUGAGAAUCUCCGGUAGGAAUGAUGUGGAGCAUUUCAUGGAUGCUUCUGCCUCUGAGACAAGGAACUUCCCACCGGAUGAAAUUGACUGGAGUUUUGCUCCUGCGACAUUUGCUUCUUCUAGAAACCGUUUGUUAGGUUCACGGGUUGGAGUCAGUUCGGGUUUUCGAACUUCUUCCGCAGCCUGGUUACCUUAUCAAAGCCUGGCAUCACAACAUGAUCAUCAACAAUUACUGGAAUCUGCCCCUUGGAUUUCUGUCUCUAACGUUGAAUCUGAAUCUCCACCUGCAUUCCCUAGGAGUCCUUAUGCCCAUUUUCCUUCUCCAUCUUCAUUCGACAGGGCAGCUUCUUCAAAUCAGCCUUUCCGACAACAAAUGCCUUCAAAUUCGGCAGCAUUCUUGAUGCCUAUUCCUGGUGAUGAAUUGAAUGAUUGGCGCGGUAUGACUUCUGUUGAUGGCAGAAAUAGAUUGAUUCGUCAAGUUUUAAAUGUCGUGCGAAGAGGUGGUGUGCGCAUACCAUCAGAGGACUAUAUGUAUGCUGACACACUCAUGGAUGAAUUUGCCGAGAUGCAUGACAGACACAGUGAUAUGAGGCUUGAUGUUGACAACAUGUCUUACGAGGAACUGCUGGAUUUAGAAGAACAGAUUGGGAAUGUUAGCACUGGACUGAGUGAGGAGAAGAUACGCAACUCCAUGAGACGAAGAAAGCACAGAGCCACUAGAGGAGUCUCACCGAACCUGGAGCCAUGCUGCAUAUGCCAGGAGGACUAUGUUACUGGCGACGACAUUGGAAUCUUGGAUUGUGGGCACGAGUUUCAUACUGACUGCAUCAAACAGUGGCUGUCAUUGAAGAACCUAUGUCCAAUCUGUAAGGUCACUGCCCUCGACACUUGAAAGGAUGCAUUUGCUUUCUCGGGCACCAAGGGCACUGCACUACACCUGAAUGACGCGGCAAAACACACAGCCCUUGUGUUCUGGGAAUGGAAUUAAGAGAAAAAAGAAUAAUAAUAAUAAUAGCUUGAUGCUAUGAGUAAAAAACAUUUGUAACUUAUGAAAAAGUUUUGAACUUUGAAUAAGUACAAUAAUUUGCUGUUGAAGGAACUGCUAUGCUGUUGUUGGAUGAGGAGGAGGAUGGUAUAGCAUGCUUUCUAAGUUGACAACAUCUAUAUAUGCUUGCUUUCUUCUUUUAUUAUUUAGUUCUGGUCUACAUAUGGUGGAUUGGAUUCUGAUUAAUUUUAAUGAUGGAUUGUGAUCA